AUGGAUAAACAAUGCGAUGACAUGCUGGUGCUCUUGGACAAGGCCAAUGACCAGUGGUCCAGCAGCUUUCCUCCAGUUCGCGACGACAAAGAGAUCGAUUGGCGUCAGCGCAAGUGGCUUCUGCGCACCUUCAAGGAUGCAAGAUCCAGCGUAUGA
Molecule: messenger RNA, 156 nt
Organism: Plasmopara halstedii
Lineage: Eukaryota; Oomycota; Peronosporomycetes; Peronosporales; Peronosporaceae
Exons: 2
Coding region: 1-156 (51 amino acids)
Source: RefSeq, a predicted model, not a curated record